AUUAAAAAAAAUUAGUGCAAAAAUCCUGAGACACCAUGGAAGGUACUGGCCCAAUAGUUUAACUUAAUAUCCAGAAUCUGUAACCGAGUUAUCAAGUUCCUCGACUCAAAUCGUACGGCUUCCUUCUUCGACAAUGAGCUGGAACGGCAACAACUUUAAGAAGAGCUGAACUCCUGAUUAAAAUCUCACCAUCUUUAAUCAAUCGAUAGAGCACAGAGUCGAGGUUGCUCUGGGUUACAAGCUUUCGCUCAGCCAAGUCGAGGUUGAAUAUGGAUUUAUGGUGGAGAAGAGAAUGAUUAUGUAUGGGUUUAUGGUUUUUUGUUUGUGAUAUUUGGGAAAGAUACACAGGGAGGCGGAAGGAGGAUGGUGAAAUUAAGAGAUUGGUAUUUAGGUUUAGGGUUCUAUAUGCUCACACUUCCCUAACCUAAGAUAAUACACUGUGGUGUUGGAUAGAAAUCUAUAAAUUCUGCAAAACAAUUGCUAUGUCUUUCAUGACUAUAAAAAUUUUUAACUAAUCAUUAGCUUGCUUGCUCUGCUACUGCUACAUUAAAAUUGUACCAGCUCAUUAGUCAUUACACUUUCAACAAAGCAUGUUACUUAUUACUCUCAUGAUCCAUUGACUGAUCAGCCGAAGAAAGCUUUGUGCGGCAUUGCUAGUCUACCAUCUCCAAUCGGUACUCUAGACCCACAGCCACAUUGUUAUAGGAUUCGACUUGGUUGAUGUUUUGCGUGUAGAAGGUGUUGUCUUGUCACCACUGGCAUCGUCAACCUAAAGAUCCUAGUUAUAAAUUUUGGGGUGGUUCUGUCAAUAUUUUUCUUUAGUUUAGAAGAACCUCAAACUUGUUCUAGUCUAUAAUGGCUGAGUUAAGAAAAACUUCUGAGUCAGUGGAAGAGAAACCUAAAUCAGACAUGGAACCAUCUUCAAAAAGGGGCAGGGGAUUGAUAAUCGAAGGGUACCCAGUUGAGGGUUUGUCCAUUGGAGGGCAUGAAACUUGCAUAAUCUUUCCAACUCUCAAGUUGGCCUUCGAUAUUGGACGAUGUCCUCAACGUGCCAUCUCUCAGGACUUCGUCUUCAUUUCCCAUGCUCAUAUGGACCACAUUGGAGGAUUGCCCAUGUAUGUUGCAACUCGUGGAUUGUACAGUAUGAAGCCUCCAACAAUUUUUGUACCAAAAUGUAUAAAAGAAGAUGUUGAACAACUGUUCAAUAUUCACAGAAAAAUGGAUCAAUCAGAGCUAAAACAUAAUCUAAUUGGGCUGGAUGUUGCAGGAGAAGAGGUAAAUGUAAGAAGGGAUCUUAGAGUAAGGGCUUUUAGGACAUACCAUGGGAUACCGAGCCAGGGUUAUAUAGUUUACUCUUUGAAGCAGAAACUUAAAAAGGAGCAUGUUGGCCUUUCAGCUAAUGAAAUUAAAACCUUGAAAUCAUCAGGUGUGGAGAUCACAAACACAGUGAGGGAACCUCUAGUUGCUUUUACAGGAGACACCACAUCUGACUUCAUUGUUGACGACAACAAUGUAGAUGUUUUAAAAGCAAGGAUUCUUGUCAUGGAGAGCACCUUCAUUGAUGAUUCAGUUUCAGUAGCACAUGCUAGAGAUUAUGGACAUACUCAUUUGGCUGAGAUAAUAAGUCACGCAGAAAAAUUUGAGAAUAAAGCAAUUCUUCUUAUACACUUUUCAGCUCGUUAUAUGGUGAAGGAAAUUGAACAAGCGGUGUCUGCAUUGCCUGCACCUUUAGCAGGUCGGGUUUUUGCACUUACGGAAGGCAUCUAACAAUUGUCAUGGGAGGAGCCUUCUGUUAUUUAUAUAUUCAUUCUGGAGGCACCGCCCUCGGUCUUUCUUUUUUGUGGGAAGUUUGAGGCCUUCUAUUCUGCUUGCUAAACACAAAGAAAAUGCCUUAAGAAGUCUGUUUGGAGGAGAUAUUGCAGCAAAAUAGUCAUAUUAUACGAACACAACCAACUCCAAACAUAACGAGUUUUGGAGCUUUGUCUGUUAUAGUUGUUGAACGGUCAUUUUGUAAAUUAAACAUGAUCUGUUAAAAAUUGCACUUUUCCUUUCACUUU
Messenger RNA from Cannabis sativa, 2057 nucleotides. Its product is annotated as tRNase Z TRZ1. The record is from RefSeq and is a predicted model, not a curated record. The transcript has 11 exons. Lineage: Eukaryota; Viridiplantae; Streptophyta; Magnoliopsida; Rosales; Cannabaceae. Bases 856 to 1767 code for a protein of 303 amino acids.